AUGAUUAGCUCCUGCGCUUUCCAUCCUGAAAACCAAAGAGAAACCCUCUGCUUAUCUCUUUAAUGCAAGCACAAAGGUUUGAUCUGCUAGCAAUGUGUCCAAGAAUAACAUAAUGGCCACUACAACUUACCACUUAAAUAAUUCCAAGAGUGUCUAAACAACAAUCAAGAAAUCAGUGAGGUAAGCUAGAUGCUCAUUUAGGAAAUUAAAUACUUCUAAGACGAUGUAGACAAUAAGUACAACUCUCUUGUAUCAAACCUCAUCGAAAUCUAAAAAAAGUUCAAUCAAGAAAUUGAAGCUCUUAUCAAAUUGCACUCCUUCAACAAAGAUUAUUCGAAUAAGAUUCUAAACAAAAUCGAGACAUUUUUAGAGAACAUUAAGAGCUUUUGCUCAGUCAACAAUGAAAAAUAAUUAAGUGAUUUAGUUACUUAUUUUUCAUUGAUGGUGUACUAACAUGAAGAUAGUUCAUUCGAAAACAAUUUCAAAAAUCAUCUUGAAGAGAUGAACAUAAAAUCUUAGACAAUUAAAACAUUCUUCAACAAGCAUGAAAUAGAAAUUUUAGAUAAUUGCAAGAGAAUAGAAGAAUCAAUUAGGGAAUUAAUGUGUAGCGAAGUAGAUAUUUUAUAAAUUUUAGAAAUUAAAAAGUAUGAAUCAGAUGCUGACAAUUUUAAGAUUUUAUGUUCUCGUUAGAAAGAUCUUCCCAAGAAAUUCUCUAUCAUAGACUGCAAGAAAUCUCAAAUUGACUCCUUAGAAACUAUUGUAGACAUAGUUUUUAAGUACUUCAACUUUAAGGUUGCAGAACGUGUCUAGAUUCAACUUCGUCAUGCUGAGCAUCAUCAUCUAAUUACAAGUGCUGAAUAGCUUAGCAACUGCAAUUCAGUUAUAGCUGAAAUCAUAUAUUCACCUACCUAAGUCUCUCCUCUUUACGUGAUUGGUAUUUCUGGUAGCACCCGUUGUGGAAAGAGUACAUUAUGUUAAUAACUUUCUGUGGCAUUAAAUGCAGAUAUUUUACACUAAGACUAAUUCUUUGAUAAAAAUAAGAUAUACUCUCAACUUAAUGGUAACUGGGAAAGCCAAGAAUCAAUUGACUGGCAUGCAUUCAAGGAAUUUGUAAUGAGAGAAAUCAACAAGAAGAAAGUUCGUGGUGGUUAUGUCAUUAUUGAAGGAUUGUAAUUAUUCUGCGAAGAAUGGAUGAGAAACAUCUGUGAUGUUAAGUUCUUCUUAGAAGUUGAAGAAAUGACUAUGUAUGUCCGCAGAAUGAGAACAACUGCUGUACCUGAACACUACUUUUGGAAUACAAUUAUUCCUGAAUAUCAAAUCUAUAAGAAAAAACUUGAAACUUAUUAGAGUACCGAAACUGAUAACUCAAAAAAAAUAGUUUAUCUAAAUGGCUAAGAGACCAUCUAAGGUGUAUUUGAAACUGCAUUAAAAUAAAUAAAUUGUUGA
Molecule: messenger RNA, 1446 nt
Organism: Tetrahymena thermophila SB210
Lineage: Eukaryota; Ciliophora; Oligohymenophorea; Hymenostomatida; Tetrahymenidae
Product: AAA domain protein
Exons: 3
Source: RefSeq, a predicted model, not a curated record